UGCAAAAUAAAGAGUCAAUCAAAUUAUUUCUUUGAAUAAAGUUGACAUGUGAACAAUGAGUCCUUGCAGAAACAAUAAUGCCGCUAUAAGAACGGUGAGUGGCCUAAAAAUGAGAUUUUUCGCUUGCUUCAGACAGCGAGUUUUGGAAAAUGGGAGGUCAAUGUAAGAUUUCAUCAAUAUAAGAGGACAGCACGUACCCUUUGAUGUAGGAGGACUGCUAUCUUGUCCUAGGAUUAUGAAAGCUCCUUCCCCAUUGAUUCACAGCAAAAGCCACACGGCAGUUCGUUCAUCCUCCGUGUUACCCAAGUUCUUGCACACGGCGCCUCGCAAGACCCCAUCACCACCCACUCCAACUCAACUCAAUGACCUCCUCAACACCGCUUCACACACCAGGAACAUCAGACAUGUCACCCAAAUACACGCCCAGAUCAUCGCCAACAACUGCACCUCCCUCCCUUCCCUCCUCAACAAGCUCCUCAGCUUGUAUGCCAAGUGCGGCCAAGUCGACCAGAGCGUGGCGUUGUUCUCCCGGGCCAGUGAUGGGUCCAAGAAUGUGGUCACCUGGACUUCCCUCAUCACCCAACGAUCCCAUGCCCACAAGCCCUUCAAGGCACUGACCCUGUUUGACCAGAUGAGGAGCACUGGUGUUUACCCUAACCAUUUCACCUUCUCUGCUGUUUUACCUGCCUGUGCAGAGACCACGGUGUCGUCUCACGGCGAACAGAUUCAUUGCUUGGUGAUCAAACAUGGGUUUGAAUGUGACAUCUUUGUGGGAAGUGCUUUGGUCGACAUGUACGCGAAAUGUUCCCGUAUGGAUGCAGCAGAGAAGAUGUUUGACGAAAUGCCUGAGAGAAACCUUGUUACCUGGAAUUCUAUGGUAGUGGGGCUUUUGCAAAACAAGUAUUUUGAUCGGGCCGUUUUAGUUUUCAGGGAAGUUCUUAAGCGAGAUUCUAUUACGCCAGAUGAAGCGACUUUCUCGAGUGCAUUGAGUGCUUGUGGCAAUAAUGGCAGCUCGGAAUUCGGAAGGCAGGUACAUGGUUUGGUUGUUAAGCGGAAUUUGACGAGUUCAGCAUAUGUGAAGAAUUCGCUGCUGGACAUGUACUGUAAAUGCGGGUCGUUAGAUGAUGCUCUUAGGCAAUUCCAGACUAGUGGAGUACGAGAUGUUGUCACAUGGAAUGUGAUGAUGAUGGGGUUUGUCCAUAAUGAUAAGUUUGAAGAGGCUUGCCAUUACUUGUCGUUCAUGAGAAGUGAAGAUGUGAUUCCCGAUGAGGUCUCGUUCUCUACUGCGCUUCAUGCUACUGCUUCUAUCUCAACAUUGAGCCAGGGUACCUCGAUCCAUGGUCAGGUAUUAAAAAGUGGAUUUGUGAACAGCAGCUGCAUCGGAAGUGCUUUGAUUAUGAUGUAUGCAAAAUGUGGCAGUUUAGCUGAUGCUACUCAGGCAUUUGAAGAGAUUGAGGGCCCAACCGUGGUAUGUUGGAGUGCGAUGAUUACUGCAUUCCAGCAACAUGGAUGUGCUGAUGAAGCAAUCAAAUUGUUCGAGGAUAUGCUAGGGGAAGGAACUAAACCUGAUUAUAUUACCCUUGUUAGUCUUCUCUCAGCAUGCAGCCAUGCUGGGCGCAUUGACGAAGGCUACUUGUAUUUCAAUUCGAUGAGUAAGAUUUAUGGUAUAAACCCUGGACAUGAACACUGUGCUUGCAUGGUUGACUUACUUGGUCGUGCUGGCCGGCUAGACGAAGCAAAGAAGUUCAUCGAAUCCAUGCCUAUCAAGGCCGACGCAACAGUGUGGGGAGCUUUACUUGGUGCUUGCUCAAAUCAUGGAAAUCUUGAAAUGGGCAGAGAAGUUGCAGAUAGGCUUUUUGAGUUGCAACCUGAUAAUCCAGGAAACUAUGUGUUGCUUUCAAACUUGUAUUCACGUGAGGGAAGAUUGAAGGAAGCGGAUGAAGUUAGAAAAUUGAUGUAUGGCAAUGGGCUAAAGAAGGAGCCAGGGUGUAGCUGGGUCGAUAUAAAAACCACGACCUUUGUGUUCACGUCACACGACAGGUCGCACGCUGUGACGCGCGAGAUUUAUGAGAUGCUUGGUCAGUUAGAGGAGUUGGUGAAAAAGAAAGGAUACGUUCCUCAAGUCCAGUUUGCAGUCAAUAGCAUUGGACAGUACAAAGAGCGUAACUUAUGGUAUCAUAGUGAGAGAUUGGCUCUUGCUUUCGCACUUCUUACACUCCCAAAUGGAGCUCCUGUUAGGAUAAAGAAGAACUUGAGGACUUGUGGCGAUUGUCACACGGUGAUGAAAUUCGCUUCUCAUAUUUACAAAAGAGAAAUAGUCGUCAGGGAUAUCAAUCGGUUUCAUCGGUUUACUGAUGGUCAAUGUUCUUGUGGGGAUUACUGGUACUCCUGGUUUCGCACUUCUUGUGACAUUAACAAUGGAUCUGGAUUAGUUUCUGGUUUUCUGAGUCAGGAUAAUGUUGAAGUCGGCGAUCUCAUUGUAAAAGACCAAGUUUUCUUUGAGGCCACUCAAAAAGGAAGUCUUGCAUUUAUUGUAGCGAAGUUUGAUGGACUCCUCAGGCUUGGCUUCCAAGAGGUCUCUGUCGCGAAUGUCAUCCCUAUCUGCCCGGGAAUCAAAACAGCGGUCGAGAAAGAAAACGAGAACUCAGGUGAUGACUUCUCUUUGACCUGCUUGCAAGAUUAUGAAGAGGAAGUUAACCAAAACAGGAGAACAAAAGAGAGAGUACUCAAGUAUUUGACACAGUGGGAUGAACUAUCUCAGCAUGACGGAGAAUUUGAUAAAAUUCCUGUUUUUGUCACCGUUCCUCAUUUUCAGCAUGUUUUGGAAACUGGGGAUGGAAUUACUACGAUCUGCAUCAGCAGCUUCGUGGCUUUGGAUGUGCCGCCUCCUAGAGGUCCUCUUUGGAUUCUCGGCGCCAUAUUCAUGGGGGUCUACCACACAGUGUUUGAUUCUGGCAAUCUCCAGCUGGGUUUUGCUGGAGGACGGGUUGACCAGGGCGCGUUGCUGUUCUCGCAGACCAGUGAUGGGUCCAAAGACGUGGUCACCUGGACUUCAUUCAUCACGCAACAAUCCCAUUCCAACCAGCCCUUCAAGGCACUGACCCUGUUUAACCAGAUGAGGAGCACCGGUGUUUGCCCCGACCAUUUCACCUUCUCUGCUGUUUUGCCCGCCUGUGCAGACACCACGGUGUGGUCUCACGGAGAACAGGUUCAUUGCUUGGUGAUCAAACAAGGGUUUGGACGUGAUGUCUUUCGUGGGGAGUGUUUGGUCGACGUGUGCGUGAAAUGUUCCCGUGUCGGAGCAGCGGAGAAGGUGUUUGACGAAAUGCCUGAGAGAAACCUUGUUACCUGGAGUUCUAUGGUUUUGGGGCUUUUGCAAGACAAGUCUUUUUAUCGGGUGGUUUUAGCUUUCAGGGAGGCUCUUAAGCGAGAUUCUAUUGCGCCGGAUGAAGUGAUAGUGUCCAGCACAUUGAGUGCUUGUGCCAAUUAUGGCAGCUUGGAAUUCGGAAGGCAGGUGCAUGGUUUGGUUGUUAAGUGGAACUUGAUGAUUUCAUCGUAAGUGGGGAAUUCGCUGCUGGACAUUUACUGUAAAUGCGGGUUGCCAGACCACAGUCUCAGGCAAUUCCAGACUCGUGCAGUUCGAAAUGUUGUUACGUGGACUGCGAUGAUGAUGGGGUUUGUCCAUAAUGAUAAUUUUGAAGAGGCUUGCCAUUACUUUUCGUUCAUGAGAAGUGAAGGUGUAAGUCCCAUUGAGGUCUCGUACUCUGUUGUGCUUCAUGCUACUGCUUCUCUCUCAGCAUUGAGCCAGGGCACCUCCAUUCAUAAUCAUAUAUUUAAAAGCGGAUGUGUCAACGACAGCUACAUUGGAAGCACUUUAAUCAUGAUGUAUGCGAAAUGUGGCAGUUUAGCUGAUGCUACUCAGGCGUUUGAAGAGAUUAUGGGCCCAACCAUGGUAUGUUGGAGUGCGAUGAUUACUGCAUUCCAGCAAAAUGGAUGUGCUGACCAUGCAAUCAAAUUGUUCGAGGAUAUGCUAGGGGAAGGAGCUAAACCUUAUUAUAUUACCCUUGUUAGUCUUCUCUCGGCUUGCAGCCAAGCUGGGCGCAUUGACGAAGGCUACUUGUAUUUCAAUUCGAUGAGUAAGAUUUAUGGUAUAAACCCUGGACUUGAACACUAUGCUUGCAUGGUUGACUUACUUGGUCGUGCUGGCGAGCUAGACGAAGCAAAGAGGUUCAUAGAAUCGAUGCCUAUCAAAGCCAACGCAACAGUGUGGGGAGCUUUGCUUGGUGCUUGCUCAAAUCACGGAAAUCUUGAAAUGGGUAGAGAAGUUGCGGAUAGGCUUUUUGAGUUGCAACCUGAUAAUCCAGGAAACUAUGUGCUGCUUUCAAACAUGUACUCGCGUGAGGGAAGAUUGAAGGAAACGGAUGAAGUUAGAAGACUGAUGUCUGUCAAUGGGCUAAAAAAUGAUUUUGGGUGUAGCUGGGUCGAUGUAAAAAUCACUGCCUUUGUGUUCACCCCUGGCGAUAGAUCGUAUGCUAUGACGCACGAGAUUUAUGAGACGCUUGGCCGGUUGGAGGAGUUGGUGAAAGAGAAAGGAUACGUUCCUCAAGCCCAGUUCCCAGUCAAUAGCAUCGUAGGUUCCAAAGAGCACAACUUAUGACAUCAUAGCGAGAGAUUAGCUCUCGCUUUCGCGCUUCUUACACUCCCAAAUGGGACUCCUGUCAGAAUAAUGAAGAACCUGAGGACUUGUGGCGACUGUCACCUGGCGAUGAAAUUCGCUUCUGAUAUCUACGAAAGAAAAUUUAUAGUCAGGGUUUUCAAUCGGUUUUGCCGAUGGUUAUUGUUCAUGCGGAGCUUGCUGGUAACUGGACAUUUAACAGCAUGUCGAGACGUUUACUAA
This is a messenger RNA of Rhodamnia argentea, 4897 nucleotides long. RefSeq lists its product as uncharacterized. The record is from RefSeq and is a predicted model, not a curated record. Lineage: Eukaryota; Viridiplantae; Streptophyta; Magnoliopsida; Myrtales; Myrtaceae. Gene Ontology annotation, biological process: RNA modification. Gene Ontology annotation, molecular function: RNA binding; zinc ion binding; protein binding.